Molecule: messenger RNA, 2023 nt
Organism: Nestor notabilis (Kea)
Lineage: Eukaryota; Metazoa; Chordata; Aves; Psittaciformes; Psittacidae
Gene: IARS1
Product: isoleucyl-tRNA synthetase
Exons: 17
Biological process (GO): isoleucyl-tRNA aminoacylation
Molecular function (GO): tRNA binding; isoleucine-tRNA ligase activity; ATP binding
Source: RefSeq, a predicted model, not a curated record
GUUCUACACAUUGCUGGUGCUGUCCACUGCUCUUUUUGGAAGGCCUCCUUUCAAGAAUGUAAUUGUGAAUGGCCUUGUUCUUGCCAGUGAUGGCCAAAAAAUGAGCAAAAGGAAGAAGAAUUACCCAGAUCCAAUGAGUAUUGUAAAUAGUUAUGGAGCUGAUGCGCUAAGGUUAUACCUGAUCAAUUCUCCUGUGGUAAGAGCAGAAAACUUGAGAUUUAAAGAGGAAGGAGUAAGGGAUAUACUGAAGGAUGUCUUCCUGCCCUGGUACAAUGCAUACCGCUUUCUUGUUCAGAAUGUUCAGAUCCUGCAACAUAAGGAUGAGGGACGAGAAUUCCUUUACAAUGAGAAUACAGUUAAGGAGAGCAAUAACAUCAUGGAUAAAUGGAUUCUUUCUUUCACCCAAUCACUCAUUCAGUUCUUCAAAGCUGAAAUGGCAGCUUACCGCCUUUACACUGUAGUCCCUCGAUUAGUGAAGUUUGUUGAUAUUCUGACCAACUGGUAUGUUAGAAUGAAUCGCAGAAGACUAAAGGGUGAGAAUGGGACUGAAGACUGCAUUAUGGCCUUGGAAACCUUGUUUAGUGUUUUGUUCUCCAUGUGCAGACUUAUGGCACCAUAUACUCCAUUUAUCACUGAGCUGAUGUACCAGAAUCUGAAGACACUUAUUGAUCCGGCCUCAGUUCAGGAAAAGAAUACUGAAAGCAUCCACUACCUCAUGCUUCCCCAAGUGAGGGAGGAUCUCAUCGACAAAAAAAUUGAAAGUGCCGUUUCUUGUUUGCAGUCUGUUAUUGAGCUUGGACGAGUAAUCAGGGACAGAAAAACCAUUCCAGUAAAGUAUCCUUUGAAAGAAGUAGUUGUUAUCCAUCAAGAUCCAGAGGCUCUGGAAAGCAUCAGAUCUUUAGAGAAGUACGUACUUGAGGAACUUAAUGUACGUCAAGUGACACUAUCUACUAAUAAAGAGAAAUAUGGUGUCCGGCUGAGAGCAGAACCAGAUCACAUGGUGCUUGGGAAGCGCUUGAAAGGUGCGUUUAAGCUUGUCAUGGCUGCAAUCAAAGAGCUGAAGAGUGAGCAGCUGGAGGAAUUCCAGGAGACAGGCACCAUUGUUGUAGAAGGACAUGAACUCCAUGGGGAAGAUCUUCGUCUCAUGUAUCAGGUUGCAGGAGGAUCUGCGCAGUUUGAGGCACAUUCCGAUGCUCAGGUUUUAGUUCUGCUAGAUGUUACCCCAGACCAGUCCAUGGUGGAUGAAGGAGUUGCACGGGAAGUGAUUAAUCGCAUCCAGAAGCUUCGCAAAAAGAGAAACCUGGUUCCUACAGAUGAGAUUACAGUGUACUACGGGGCACACCCAGAAGGUGACUACCUGGAUACUGUUAUUAAGGAACAUACAGAUUUCAUUUUUGCAACAAUAAAGGCUGCCCUGAAGCCUUACCCGGUGCCUACCUCAAAAGAAGUUCUUAUCCAGGAAACAACCCAACUGAAGGGAUCAGAGCUAGAAAUUACGCUUGUCAGAGGUGGCUUGUGUCAGGAUGUUGGUCCAGCCUGUGCCUACGUCAACCUCAAAGUUUGUGUAAAUGGGACAGAGCAAGAUGGUGUGUUGCUGCUGGAAAAUCCAAAAGGAGAUAAUACCUUGAACUUCACUGGGCUUGUAGAUGCUGUCUCCUGCAUUUUUGGUCUUAAAAAUUCAAAACUGACAGUUUUUAAUGGAAAAACAGAACUGCUAAACAAAACUGACUUGCUGAGUCUCAGUGGAAAGACUCUGCAUGUGACAGCAGGGGCAGCACCUGCCCUGCCCAGCUCUGCCGAGGCUCUCCUCUGCCAGUACAUCAAUUUGCAGCUAAUGAAUGCAAAGCCACAAGAAUGUCAGAAAGGAACAGUGGGAACUCUUCUAAUGGAAAACCCUGUUGGGAAGAAUGGCUUGACAUACCAAGGUCUUUUACAUGAAACGGCAAAAGUCUUUGGGCUCAGAAGCAGGCGCCUAAAACUGUUCCUGGAUGAAGCACAAACUCAGGGUAAGCACAGACUUGUG